Messenger RNA from Umbelopsis ramanniana AG, 2427 nucleotides. RefSeq lists its product as uncharacterized. Gene Ontology annotation, biological process: protein stabilization; telomere maintenance via telomerase. The record is from RefSeq and is a predicted model, not a curated record. Bases 128 to 2080 code for a protein of 650 amino acids. Gene Ontology annotation, molecular function: telomeric repeat DNA binding; Hsp90 protein binding. The transcript has 11 exons. NCBI's taxonomy places the organism in Eukaryota, Fungi, Mucoromycota, Umbelopsidomycetes, Umbelopsidales, Umbelopsidaceae. Gene Ontology annotation, cellular component: cytosol.
GAUUGUGUAGAAGUCGUCUUCCUUUCCACUACCUCUUUCCUUUUUGUAAUUAUAAUACCACUUGCUCAUUUAUAUUGUCUGUCUGGUCGAACCGAGAUAAAUAUACUCUUUAUCUUUUUCGAGGCCAAUGGAAAAGUCGCACUUGAAUGAUUUGCAUAAUCGCGUUUGCAACACACAAUCCGCCACCUUGGCAUUAGCUACAGAGGCUCUGUCCGAACCUUUAAGUCGUGUUCAGGCCCUACCGUCGCAUUUAGAUCACUUCCAGUCAUGGCAAGGUGCUAAUGAUCAACUGAUCGAUCAACUUGUCAAAGGCUCAUUUUGGGCUACCCAUUUACACUUUGUGCUUGAUACUCUGAUCCCAAACUGGAGCUAUGCAUUUGAAGACGGGCAGCGGUUUCAGCUUUUGAAGGCUACCUUUGUCCCUGAAGUUCGGUCAAAACAAGCAACCAUGAUGGCUCGGCUAUCCUUAACAAUCCUUGUGGAUUCGCUGGCUCAUAAAACAAUACCCACCGGAGAGCUUUCGAUAUUAAUACGUCUACUACGCCAUUUGAUACAAGAAGGCGGCCUUGACUUAUUGCUUGGAAAAUGCCAUGAUGCUGAGUGGCGGCGGGUUGUCACUGCCAUGGUAUCCGUACCGGCAAGAGUUGCCAAUGCUAUAGGUGAAACGUCGACGCGUGAUGACUGGUAUACUGACAGUCGGUAUUCAGCCAUGGUUGCUACUUCCAUCGCCCAUUACGUAGAUAUAGCAGCCCAGAGAGCUCCAGCCGUGGAUAAUGAACAAUACGUCGAUAGUGUUGGCGCCUCCAUUGGGCAAUUAAUAGGGAAAAUGGCUCGGCAAGGAUAUGCCCCCAACCUCAUCUCAAAUUUGUACCCUCAUACCCUACCUCAGGUUGCCUCUCGAUCGCCCCAUACUGCCAUGACUUGCAAGAUUUGGUCGCAUAUUAUGUUGAACCAUUUGAUGCUCUCGCCUGAUCUCUCCCGACUGAUCUCCGGAACAUUCUUGUAUUUAAAUCAGAAUAUAUCGAAAACAGAUUUGACAGUAGGUCGCGUUCAGCAACUUUCUAAAGGACUUUUUGCAAUGUAUUUUGCUUCUGAGCCUGUUGAGAUGUCAAAUUCUGUUUUGCAACUCUUUUGGAAAAUCGGCUGGUUAGAAUCUCACUCAUCACCCAGUAUGGGUGUUACCAGAACACUGGCUGCAUUGCUAGUGUAUGCUGGGGGGAUACAAGAAUCCGAGAAUUUCGGCCAGGAAGUGUCGUCGUAUUCCAUCACAAAGAAAGCCCAGGAUAUUCUUUUGUUGGUGCUUCGAAAGCUUAUUUCUAUGUGGGGCGAUAGGCAGUUUGUUCGAAAUACUCCCUACUUGAAACAAAUUGGUGUUACAUCGGCCAUACUCGUAAUUCUCGGCUAUCUACCUAAUCAGGUCAUUAAAGCUGAAGUAUUCUCAGCCCUGCAGAUGUCCAAGCAUAUACAUGAAUGGUUUGUCAGUGGAGACCCGGAGACGACGAAGAUAGGGAUUUUACUGGCAGAAACACUAUCGAUGUUGAUGGACGACCCUGACAAAAGAUUGGACUGUCAUGUACUCGAUCCAGAAAUGGAUAAGAGUCUUUUGGCAUUACGAGAUUUGAUCUAUGCCAGAGACGCUCUGCAGCAUGAGGAUGCCACAGACAAUGAAGAGGUUGACGAAGUGCGUGCUGAAAUAGCUGGAAAUGAGCCGUUAUCGGAUGAUGAUGAUCAAGACAUGCAAGAGGUAGACCCUGACGCCCCAUUCACUUUUGGACAAGACGAUGAUACAUCGGACGAGGAUUCAGAUUUGGAGCCCUAUCCUAUGCCCCAGGAACCCGAUGAUGAACAGGAUCAUAGAGCACCAGAUAAGAAAAAACUUGGCAAACCUAUGUAUGUGUACGACCUCCUUCAAUACCUACGAGCACAGGAUGAUCCGAUCAAGCAAGAGGUUGGCUUGUCGUCUGCUGAAGACCUGAUUAGGCAGAAAGAAAACGUUGGAACUGAGAUAGGAAAAUGCACAAGAACUUACCAAGAUAGUAAUGUCUCUGCAAGAUACAUUUCAUUUAGAAAAUUUCGAUGAAAGCCAACAAGGCACUCUGGUAGCCUUAUUGAUAGCUUCACCCAAGCCAUCUUUCAGAGUCGUCAUAGAUGAAUUUUACGAUCGUAACUCCUCUGAUUCACAGCGAUCUUUAGCAUUGCGGUGUAUCAGUAUUGCAGUCAAAGAGUUGGCGGGCUGGCGAGAUACAAAGCCAAAAGAGGGCUCGGCUGCAGGAGCCAUAGAGUCGCUGGAUCAAAUGUUUAGCAACUCACUUACUCUGCCAGAUGAAAGUACGAGUAAAACUGCUUUGGAAACCAGAGGAAAAACCAGAGUGUUCUCUAGGAAAAGCGAGGUGGAUCGCAAGCGAGCGAAACCGACACAAAAUAAGC